AUGUCACGUGACAACAAAUCAGGCGAGGAGCAGAGGCGGAGAAAGGUUGAGGAGCUCCGAAAAAUCGGUGAAUUACGUGGUUUUACUACAGAGUACCAACAAAUUACAAAACGGAAAGAGAAUGAGAUAUGUCACAAGAAGAGAGCACCGGCUACUGAUGAAAGAUACAACAGAGCUACCAGAUGGAUGAUGACUCAAGGUGAACCUGAAGACAGGUAUUUCUCCAAGGUGGAGCCAGAUCCCCCCAGCCAGAUCUUAAAACUCUUUUCUGAGAGUUUUAUCUGUCUACGUGAAGGAGACCCACCCUCU
This is a messenger RNA of Aspergillus uvarum CBS 121591, 309 nucleotides long. RefSeq lists its product as uncharacterized. The transcript is spliced from 2 exons. The annotation marks the transcript as partial. The record is from RefSeq and is a predicted model, not a curated record. NCBI's taxonomy places the organism in Eukaryota, Fungi, Ascomycota, Eurotiomycetes, Eurotiales, Aspergillaceae.